This is a messenger RNA of Ascochyta rabiei, 4818 nucleotides long. Its product is annotated as Transcriptional regulatory protein sin3. The coding region runs from base 1 to 4818 and encodes 1605 amino acids. The record is from RefSeq and is a predicted model, not a curated record. Gene Ontology annotation, cellular component: chromatin; Sin3-type complex. NCBI's taxonomy places the organism in Eukaryota, Fungi, Ascomycota, Dothideomycetes, Pleosporales, Didymellaceae. The transcript has 5 exons. Gene Ontology annotation, molecular function: transcription corepressor activity. Gene Ontology annotation, biological process: negative regulation of transcription by RNA polymerase II.
AUGAACCCAGCGCAUCGUGAAGGGUGGCCUUCGUCCCAGGCACCUGCGCCUGGGUCAACGCCGCAGCAGCAAACAGAGCAGAACCAGAGACAAGCUGUGCGACCACUGGAUCCAUAUGGGUCGAACAACACGAACACACAAACCUCCACACGUGCAUCACCUGCGCAAGGUCCGGGACCUGUGCUCCCACCCCCCUCUGGCACCCCGUUUUACUCAUCAGCCGCCGCUACAGGCCACAACCAGAACCUGCCUCCGCUUCCUGGCUUGACAGGUCAGCCUCCACACUCAUCCCCCCACCAAUCUGCGCAACGAGCGCCCUCGACAGAGGCAGGAUCGGCUGCGCAAGGACACCAGAUGUCGCAAGGGCCGCCAUACUCGCUGCCUGGGAUCUCCCAGACCUUGCAACAGUCGCAAGGUCCGUCGCAGGAGCACGCGAACGCAGAGAGGGAACGAGAGCUGCGUGAGCGCGAGACCAGAGAGCGCGAGAUGAUGGAAUCGCACGCUGCCCAGCAUGCUGCCCAGCAAGAGGAGCACGCAAAGCGCGAAGCUGAGCAACGCGACCGAGAAAUCCACGAGCGCCAGCAACGUGAACAAGCUGCGCAUCAAAAUCACUCUGCGCCAAUUCAGAUCCACCAGCCUGUCGCUGUCGCCCCAUCCACACGCACAGUACAUGGUCCCAACGGUCUGCUUGGGCAAGCAGGACCUCUAGCCGGGUCGAACCCGUUGGCGGGACCCAUGGGUGGGCCGAAUGCUGCUGGGCCGUUGUAUGGUAAUGCUCCUGCUCAGCAUGACCAGACUACGCCUCGGAUGCAGCACGCUGUGCAGGCACCAACGCAGGCUCAGAUGCUGAUGCCCUUCACUGGCCCACCGGGCGCAAUGGGUAUGGGCCAGGGCCAGCAGCCCAUUCUUAAUGACGCUUUGAGCUACCUUGACCAAGUCAAAGUUCAGUUCGCCGAUCAUCCCGAUGUUUACAACCGUUUUCUGGACAUCAUGAAAGAUUUCAAGAGCGGUGCGAUUGACACGCCUGGUGUCAUUGAGCGAGUAUCGACCCUGUUCGCGGGCAACCCCAACUUAAUACAGGGCUUCAACACGUUUCUACCUCCAGGCUAUAAGAUUGAGUGUGGUACAAAUGGAGACCCCAACGCGAUCAGGGUCACAACGCCAAUGGGCACAAUGGUAUCCACUAUGCCUGCGCCACGGCCUUUGUCACCACCACGCAGUGCAGCGGUCAACGGCAACCCUGCUCCUCAGCACGAAGCUGCUUUUUACGACACUACACAGGGGCGACCAUGGCCUCAGCAACAGAGAGCACAAGAGCCCGCGGAGUCAUUGUUCUCACCAAACAACCGCAAUCUCGGCCAGCCACUGUAUAAUGCACAACAAGCCCAACAGGGUCCUACUCCGCUCUCACCAGAGGCAACAACGCGCCUGCACCCUGAUACUGUAGCUUCCGCGGCAGCGCUUGCGCAUCAACAAGAGCAACAGGGUGUUUCGCAACUCCAGAACGCAGUUUCCGCUGCUACUGGGCGUUCCAUGCUCGCACUUAGUGGCGAUGUCUCAGCAGCGCUCCCCGUCCAGACGCUAAAUGGUGCGGCUCAGGUUGCUCAGAUGGGUGGUGUUGGCACUGAGAAGCGUGGUCCGGUUGAGUUCAACCAUGCCAUCAGCUACGUAAACAAGAUCAAAAACCGCUUCGCCUCCCAACCGGAUAUCUACAAGCAGUUCCUGGAGAUACUACAAACCUACCAACGAGAGUCCAAACCGAUUCAAGACGUAUACGCUCAAGUCACUGGGCUAUUCAAUGGUGCUCCGGACCUCCUAGAAGACUUUAAGCAAUUCCUCCCCGAAUCGGCUGCUCAACACAGGGCGCAGCAGGCAGCAGCGAGGCAUGCUGAAGAUGCGGUCAUGCUCAGCAAUGUUCGUGGCGAUGCUUCUGGAUACGGUCACACACCCAACCUCCAACAGACUCCGCGUGCAGACCAAUCACGUCUACCACCUAUGGGCAACUUUGCUCCAACGCCCACUGCGAACCGCGACAACAAGCGAAAACGCGAUCGACAAGGACCAGUUGCUGCGCCUAUGCCCGCUCCCGUCGCACAGGAACCACCAACGUCGAACGUUCGCGGUGGCACCUUUGGUCCAGCUACCGCAAACAAGCGUGCUAAAACCGGUCACGCCGCGAAGCAGGCAGCACCUGAAGGUCCUCCAGUCUCACCAACGCUCACACCAGCAUUGCCCGAGCCGAUACCACCAACGACCACGACCACUCCAAGUCAGGAUGAGCUUGCCUUCUUUGACCGUGUCAAGAAGUUCAUUGGAAACAAGAACACGAUGAACGAGUUCUUGAAGCUGUGCAACCUGUAUUCACAAGAUUUGAUUGACAAGACGCUGCUUCUUUAUCGCGCACAGUCUUUCAUUGGCGGCAACCCGGAGCUUUUCGCCUGGUUCAAGAAAUUCAUGGGCGAGGACGAUGAACCGCAGAAGACGCGUCCUAAGACUGUCAACUCGCGCGUUUCACUUUCCAACUGCCGCAGUUUAGGCCCCAGCUACCGCCUGCUGCCCAAGCGGGAACGUGAGCGGGUGUGCAGCGGUCGCGAUGAAUUGUGCAAGUCGGUUUUGAAUGACGAGUGGGCUUCUCACCCAACAUGGGCUUCCGAAGACUCCGGUUUCAUUGCGCAUCGCAAGAACCAGUUUGAAGAAGGUCUUCACAGGAUCGAAGAAGAGCGUCAUGACUAUGACUUUAACAUUGAAGCCUGCAGUCGCACCAUUCAGCAACUUGAACCUAUCGCGAACCAGCUGCUGACCAUGAAGCAAGAAGACCGAACCAACUUCGUGCUUCCUCCUGGUCUUGGAGGGCAGAGCGAGACCAUCUACAAGCGCGUCAUCAUGAAGGUCUACGGACGCGAUCGAGGCAAAGAUGUCAUCAAGGAGUUGUUCGCAAUGCCCUGGAGUGUGGUACCAAUCUUGCUGCACCGUCUCAAGUGCAAGCUGGAAGACUGGAAGGCUGCCCAGCGUGAGUGGGAAAAGGUCUGGCGCGACCAAACACAGAAGAUUUUCUGGAAGUCAUUGGACCACCAGAGUUUGUCUGUCAAGCAGGCCGACAAGCGACAAUUCCAGCCCAAGUCGCUUACCAAUGAGAUCCUCGUCCGCUACGAGGAGCAGAAGCGAUUGCGACAAAUACAGGAGAUACCUCAGCCUGAAUAUCAGUUCGCCUUCUCUUUCAAAGAUGAGGAGGUUCUCUUUGACGUAGCCCGCCUGAUGAUCACCUUCGCGGACAACAACAACAGCGGCACUGAAUACGCAAAGGUAGUUCCAUUCAUCAAAGAAUUUGUUCCCCUGUUCUUUGGUCUCGACCAGGCCAAAUUUGAGCAGCGGGUUCAGACAUCCGGCCGUGACACUCCCAACGAGUCCGGCGACGAUACGCCCAGUCCCGAUGACGAUAUCUCUCAGCGGUCUCAAAAGCCAAAGAAGGGCGACCUGCGCCGAGAUGUCCUUGACCCUCGGGGUAAGUCUCGUAAGGACAAAGAGGACAGCCUCGCAUCAGCGAGCCGAGACACAACCCCCGAGAUUGUAUCGGGCGUCGAAGAAGAAGGCGCUGUGGACAGCUCCAACUCCAACUCCAACUCCAACGGGCGUGACGAACAAACGUCAGGCAGCUGGGUGGAGUAUUCCGCUCAACCUGCAGCGCUCAACGAUAAGGAGGUUGAGCACGAUGAGCCCUAUCGACGCAUCGAGUACAACAUGUACGCCAACUCGUCCAUAUACUGCUUCUUCCGCAUGUUCGUCUGCCUGUACGAGCGGUUGCUGAAGCUCAAGGAGAGCGAGGACGGCGUUCGCAAGGUCGUCAGUCGGGCUAUGGAACCCAAAGCUGCGCGACAACUCAAGAUGCUAGAUAAGCAACCUGACGACUACUUCAAGGACACGUCUUCAACCGCCAACUUCUACCAGCAGGUCCUUGAGAUGUUCCAGGAUCAAAUACUUGGCGAAGUCGACAUGAAUUUCAUCGAAGAAACACUACGACGCUACUACUUGCAGAUCGGGUGGCAGAUGUAUUCAUUCGACAGGCUCGUGAAUUCGCUCGUGCGCUUCGCUCUUCUUGUGGUCAGCUCUGAUAGCAAAGACAAGAGCCUCGACAUUUACAACCUAUUCAGGAAGGAUCGAGUUAAUGACACCACAUCGCAUAAGAAUGAGAUCAGCUAUCGAAAGGCAGUUGAGAAAUACGCGAAGGACGCAGACACUUAUCGCAUCACAUACGAUCCUGCGAAAGCAGAAGCCACCGUUCGCCUGUUCAAAAAGGAUGACCCCACCUUUGAUUCUACUUCUUUGGACCGCACUAAGCGCUGGCGGGCGUACAUUGCCUCCUACCAGGAAGUCGAGCCUACUGAAGAGGUAGAUCACGCGAAGAUAGCCUAUCCCUAUCUUAAAAAGCGUCUCGCCAAGGUCGAAGACAUUGCAGAACAAGACAACCGUCUCGAUCUUGUCAAGCACAGCGACAAAAUCACUGUAUCGAUCUGCCCGCAGACAUACAACAUCACAUUCAUCAACAGCGAGCCUUUUGGUACUGGCGGCGUGCAAUACUUUGCCUUGCCUGAAGCUGUUCGCGCUGGCGUGAGCGAAAACAUGUCUCGACCGAGCGAGCAGUUUAAGGUACUCAACGAUAGAAGGCGUGAGCGGGCUCAAGAGAAGCUAGUCCGCAACAACACCUGGAUGAGAGAUCUCAGUCGUGAUGAGGUUGAUACCAAGAAGGCUGCGUUCAAGAAGAGGAUGGAAGAGGUCGAGCAAGCCAGUGGUAAUGAGGAUGUGGAGAUGGAGGAGGCAUAG